Cryptotermes secundus is the source of this 3194-nucleotide messenger RNA. Its product is annotated as synaptonemal complex protein 1. The coding region runs from base 299 to 3091 and encodes 930 amino acids. The transcript has 8 exons. NCBI's taxonomy places the organism in Eukaryota, Metazoa, Arthropoda, Insecta, Blattodea, Kalotermitidae. The record is from RefSeq and is a predicted model, not a curated record.
UCAUCUCUGGUAUGAAUAGUGGGGUAGUUGAUUUUGAACGUAUUAAACGUUUUAAAUGGUGUGAGCGGUGUGAGUACAGGCAAAUGUUAUGUCAUUGAUUGAUUUCGGUUCGUAGUUAGUGCCCUUCUUCACGUAAUUAGUUACAUAAUUAGUAAUGAACUAGGUAAUGUAACAACAUGCUUUUCAAACUUCUUACAGUUACUGUAUUGACAAUCUCUACUGCCAACAUUUUGUAGCAGUCAUGCAUUAAGUACACCACCUGUCACCAUAUUCUGAAGGAUCGCAGUAAAACACGCUGAUGCAAAAAAUGAGAAAGAAAGGUAGAGUUUUACGUGAACGUCCUCCCCAUGAUCAGCCGACAGCCAGGGACUUAAGGUCCAGAAAGGAACACAUUACUCCCCAUCAGAUUCGAUCUGGAAUCCUUAAGGAUGAAUCUUUACCUACUGAGCGGAGUCUGCAGACUGAUAAAAGCAUGGUUCACCAUUUGGAUUCUGUGGCAGCAUCCGCAGAGCACAUUAGGCCACGGCGCUUGCUGGAUGAAUACACAGAUGUGUCGAGCAUUGCAAUGACAUCUGGAUGGACAGAGUAUCUGGAUCGGACUUACCACCUUCAUUCGGCCAAUAAAAGUCAGGCUUCAGUAUCUGGUGGUAGUUCUCUUAUUGAACAAAGCGGAAAGUUGGAAGAAAUGUUGAAGUCACCUAAUAAACAACCACACUUUCUACGUCAACGUAAGAAUGUUGUACAGAAGGAUGUUGGUGCUGCAGUGUUUGGGGCUGCAUUCACCAGUCCCAAAGCCCAGAUUUCAGCUGUGUCCCUAUCACAGCCGAAGAGAGUUGGUGAAAUUUCUGUGGAAGGUCUUGAAGAGACUAGUCCUAUACUUAGUCGACCAUUCAAGAGGAGAAGAAAUGUGAAAGCAAACCCAUCUGCUUUUGAAGAAGCUUUUAAAGAUUUUAUUCUCUCUCAAACAGAUUCUACGCAUGCUGUCACAGACAGACUUGAAGAAUCGAGGCAAAUGAGUGCAGUUUUAUCAACGCUAUCACUUCAGAGUAAAAAGUCAGUAAAUGAACAUGUUGAUACAAUGGAACAAGAGAUUAAUAAAAGACACUCUGAGUUGGCGACCCAGCAAAGGCAAACAAAGGAUACAAGGUUGUCUGUCCAAGCAAUUCAGAAUAACAGGUCAAGAAAUGAACACGUUGAUAUACUGGAACAAGAGUCAGACACUCCAUCAAGAUCAGCAUCGUUUAAUAAAAGGCACUCUGAGAUGGCUAGCCCCUCAAGGCAAACAAAGGAUAUAAAUAUGUCAGCUCAAGCACUAAAGAAUAAGAAGUCUAAAAAGAAACACAUUGAUACACUGGAACAAGAAUCAGACACCCCAUCAAGAGCAGCAUCGUUUAAUAAAAGACACUCUGGGUUGGCUGGGCCCUCAAGGCAAGCAAAGGAUGUAAAGUUGUCUGCCCAAGCAAUUCAGAAUAAAAAGUCAAGAAAUGAACACGUUGAUACAGUAGAACAAGAGUCAGACACUCCAUCAAGAUCAGCAUCAUUUAAUAAAAGACACUCUGAGUUGGCUGGGCCCUCAAGGCAAACAAAGGAUGCAGAGUUGUCUGCCCAAGCAAUUCAGAAUAAAAAGUCAAGAAAUGAACACGUUGAUACAGUGGAACAAGAGUCAGACACUCCAUCAAGAUCAGCAUCAUUUAAUAAAAGACACUCUGAGUUGGCUGGGCCCUCAAGGCAAACAAAGGAUGCAAAGUUGUCUGCCCAAGCAAUUCAGAAUAAAAAGUCAAGAAAUGAACACGUUGAUACAGUGGAACAAGAGUCAGACACUCCAUCAAGAUCAGCAUCAUUUAAUGAAAGGCACUCUGAGAUGGCUAGCCCCUCAAGGCAAACAAAGGAUGAAGAGUUGUCUGCCCAAGCAAUUCAGAAUAAAAAGUCAAGAAAUGAACACGUUGAUACAGUGGAACAAGAGUCAGACACCCCAUCAAGAUCAGCAUCAUUUAUUGAAAGGCACUCUGAGAUGGCUAGCCCCCCAAGGCAAACAAAGAAUACAAAUAUGUCAGCUCAAGCACUAAAGAAUAAGAAGUCAAAAAAGGAACAUGUUGAUACACUGGAACAAGAGUCAGACACCCCAUCAAGAUCAGCAUCGUUUAAUGAAAGGCACUCUGAGUUGGCUGGGCCCUCAAGGCAAGCAAAGGAUGCAAAGUUGUCUGCCCAAGCAAUUCAGAAUAAAAAGUCAAGAAAUGAACACGUUGAUACAGUGGAACAACAGUCAGACACCCCAUCAGGAUCAGUUUCAUUUAAUAAAAGACACCCUGAGUUGAAGUCCAUGGUUAUACUAAGUGGCCCCUCAAGUCAUUCUGGAGAGAAGGAAUGGAGAAAAAUGCAUAACUCUGGCAAACAGAGGCAGAGCACUUCCAACAGAAGUAUGAAGCCACAAAAUGUUCCUUGGUUCCGUCAGUGGCAGGAGACAGCAGCAGCUUCUGGAAAAACAUGUGCUUUUAACCUGCUCCCCAGGGAAGAGAGGAGUGCAAAACUGGAAGAAUUAGUAACUGAAAUUAAGAGAAAACAGGAUGAGACACUGAAAGUAGACCUGAUGAAGAGCCCUUUUAUCAGCAAACCUGAUGAACCAGAAAAUAUGAAAGUAAUUCUGCCUGUAAAUAAAAAGAAAGUCAGUCUGAAACCAUCGCGUCCAGAUUUGCUAGUGAAUGGAAAACCAUACAGGCCUCGUCUCAGACGUCCCAAAUCAUGGGCUACUCCAAGACUUUAUAAACUCAUCAUUCCAAAGUGUGAAAAGAAAUAUGGGCUUCUGAAAGCCCAUUGCAAAGCAGAAGAAUUUGUUAUAUUUUUAUGUGAAAAGGUAUCCACUGUGAUAAGGCGCAAGAAAUACGAGAAGUAUAAGGGUGUUUUGGAAGAAAUUAAAAGAGCACUUUAUGAACUUGGAGUAAUAAAUUGUCUCAUGGAGUAUUUUGUAUUCAUUGAGGACUAUCUUCCUUUUGAAUAUAGAAUUAAGGCCAUACCAUGCCUCAGAGCAUAUGGACAACGCACUGGACCACCGUUGACCCCAGGUGUUGACUUGUUCGCUGAUCUGGGUUAUUAAGAGAGUUAAAUGUAACCUAUGUUUAAAAAAUAAUUCAUGUUUUUAUACUCUUGAUUUUGUAUGUUUCAUCUGUAAUAUCUACUAUAAUGAAUAAAUAAUAAAA